Molecule: messenger RNA, 3039 nt
Organism: Syngnathoides biaculeatus (alligator pipefish)
Lineage: Eukaryota; Metazoa; Chordata; Actinopteri; Syngnathiformes; Syngnathidae
Product: forkhead box protein J3-like
Exons: 14
Coding region: 536-2374 (612 amino acids)
Biological process (GO): regulation of transcription by RNA polymerase II
Cellular component (GO): nucleus
Molecular function (GO): DNA-binding transcription factor activity, RNA polymerase II-specific; RNA polymerase II cis-regulatory region sequence-specific DNA binding
Source: RefSeq, a predicted model, not a curated record
GGUCUUCCCAGCCGAGUGGAGUCAGACGCCGACAGCGGGUCGAGUCGUCCGGCAUGACAGAUGAAUGACCACAGCAGCGGCCAGUGACACGUCUGCCAAGGAGCGAGCAUGCAGCCCCGGCGGUGACAGCGAGAAGACGCCGAGCGGGAGCUUUUUGCCGUCGAGUCACGUUGGGAAGUGCAGUGCAGCAACCACAGUCUGGAGCUCCCGAAGCGGGGUACAAUAAUUAAAACCCGGUUCGUGUACACUUAUCAUGGUCUUCCAGAAGCCUUUGCCAUUUAGAAAGGGCUGUCUGUCACAAGGCCUUUGACUAUCUGAUGCUCCAGUAGAACAUCACAACCCCGUAUAAGUGUUUCAAAGAAAAGACGGAUGAUCACCUUUAAAGGACUUGUUUAGACUGAACUCGGCAACCACACAAGAUGUGAUCAAAGAUUGCUGCACCUUACCUUUUCACUGAGUCCAUCGGGAAGACAUCUGUAAAGAAACAUUGCCAAGCUGUUCACUAUAUUCUUCGACGUUUUGACUUCUCAAAACCAUGACCUCUGAACUGGAAAGUAGCUUGACCUCAAUUGACUGGCUUCCACAGCUCGGCAUGAGGGCGGCCAUCCAGAAGACAGACAGAGAAGUGGGGGGACUUCACCACGGUCAUUACCAUGGACAUCACAACCACCACCAUGGUCUUCAUCAUGGACAUCACAUGCCAGGAAAGAAAAUCGUGCAGCUGGACCCCGGAGCAACUAUGGAUCAGGAAGAAAGUAGCCAACACAGAGACGGUAAACCACCAUAUAGCUACGCAAGCCUCAUCACCUUUGCCAUCAAUGGCUCGCCUCGCAAACGCAUGACCCUCAGUGAGAUCUACCAGUGGAUCUGUGACAACUUCCCAUACUACAGAGAGGCAGGCAGCGGCUGGAAGAAUUCAAUACGACACAACCUGUCCUUGAACAAGUGUUUUCUGAAAGUGCCUCGCUCCAAAGACGACCCUGGCAAAGGUUCCUAUUGGGCCAUAGACACCAACCCUAAAGAUGACGCCGCACCCAGCAGGCCAAAGAAGAGGCCACGAUCUGGAGAAAGGGCGUCAACCCCUUACAGCUUGGAGUCAGAGUCUCUGCGAAUGGACUGCAUCAUGUCAGGUGGCACGUCACCUACUUUGGCCAUCAAUGCGGUAACAAACAAGGUAGCCCUGUACAGCCCAGAAGCAGACGACUGCGAGAGUCCCGGCAGCCUGAGCAACAGUCUCUCUGAGCAAAGUAUGACAUCCAUCAACCUGAACAACAUGAACUCGACUGUGAGCAGUAGCAGCAGUAUGCACAAAUACACCCCGGUUAGUAGUCACGCUGAACCUUCGUCCCAGUCCCUGAGUCUUCAGCCACCCAGCCAGCCCACUCGGCCUCCCCCUCCUCCUCCACAGCCGCAGUACGCUCUGCCCGUGCCAGAGUCACGGGACAAACACCUCUGCUUCUCGGACUUCGAGGACCUGAGCGCCUCUUUCCGCAGCCUGUAUAAAUGCAUCUUUGAGCAGUCGUUCUCGCAGCAAGCGUUGAUGGUUAUGCCCGGCGAUUCGAACCAAUCAACACGAACCGCCUGCUCCUAUCAGCACUCACCUGGUGCUAGGAACGGCAGCAGCGGCAGCGGCACAGGGGGUGGCGGCCACCACCAUCAACGCAACCAUCACCACGCCCAUCUUCCUCAGCAUCACCUCUCCGCCCAUGGCCGGCACCCGCCUCUCUCCCACCAGAGUCACAGUCGGCAGAGCUGCCCCACGACAGGUAUGACUUCAGAUUGGUAUCCAAACCUGGACUGGAUAAAGGAAAGCUGCCGCAUUGCUACCAGCUACAAUUGGACUGAUGUAGAUCUUUCUCCAUUUCAAGGCCUGAAGGAGAGCAUGCGUCAGGCCGAGCUCAACAACUGGUCCCUGGAUGCCGCUCAGAUAGCUGAGCUGUGUUCGUCCAUCAACCAGUUCUUCUCGGCCACGGGCGUCAUCCCCCCUCAGGGCGCUGCCCUCUCCCAACCUCAGGUUGCACACCCAGCUGCGCCGAGGGCACCUCAGCACCCACCUCAGCCGCACGGCGACAUGCACCCCAAGGCUGGCCAACACAAUCAGCAUGGCCAACUCAUUCGAACAGGGAACAUGUACAUGGACUCCAGGCAGAACAUUCCGUCUCUGAUGGGCCCACCUGGAUACCCCCACAUGCCUCCCAUUAGCAACACAGCUCCCACCAUGACGGGGGACUCCUCCAUCACACUCUUAUCAGGCCAUCACAGCCAACUGAGCCAGCAGCAGCAGCACAUGUUGCCUCCAGGACACUUUCAGGUAAGGCGCAUGCUGGCUACCGACGACAUCCAGGACGACUUCGACUGGGACUCCAUCGUGUGAACAGGAAGUAAGAGGCGAGAUCUAAUGAAGACUGUGCAGGUGGGAAAUAGCCCGCUCAAAAAAGCUAAAAAAUGACUGAACACAAUCCAAGAAAAGAAAUCUUUUCGGAGACGUCGAACUGGAGACAAUCAGUCACCAAGUGGACCAAGCUGUAAAGCGACACUGAGCGAAUGAUCUUUUCAUGAGUUGCCCUCCCUCAUGCAGGCAUGGCUGACAAGUUAUGAAAACUUUGAAAACAUCAGUGAAAUCUUUGCUUUUUUUUUUUUUUUACACCCGUUUAUUACCCAGGAGUAUUUGGGCCACAUAAAAAAUGAAAUAUACUCUGAGGUAAUAAAGAGUCAUGUUUUUCAAGGGAAAAAAAGUCAUAAUUUUGUGAGAAUAGAGUGUUCCUCAAUUUUUUUUUUUUAAACCUAUUCUCCAUUUUUAUGUUCAGGCCAAAGCCCCGUCUAAUAUAGAAUUCUUGGUUUUCCAUUAUCUUUUGGCAUUUACAAACCUUUUUCUGGCCAGGUCUCACCCCCAUUUAUUCACUGUUUGCCACAGCGGGGGAACACUAUAAUAUUGUGCUGGGGGAGUCAUAAUAAUUCAAAAUUAAAGUUGAUCUGUACAAAUAAAAUCUAUAUAUAUUUUAUUGACUCUCAGAGUGGCCACUCAUGAAGUUAACAUGU